AUCACCAUUUCAGUUUCAAUCGAUCUUCGCGCUAGCAAACAUCCCGAAGAUGAAGUUUAUUGCAUUAUUAUCAUUCUUAAUUUUCGCAACGAUCACAAUUUGUUCGGCGGACGAUUCCAAACUUCUGCAAAUUAUCAAUCGCAUGAGGCGCUCCGGCAAGGGGGAUAAAAAUGGUAGUGGUUCUGGCGCCGACAAUCAAAAUCAGGUGAACUUUGGAUUUCCUACGUUCGGCGAUGGCAAUGGAGGUUCGUGGCCCCAGUUUGGACUCCCCCAGCACGGGCAGAGCAAUGGUGGCCAGGUGGCAGGAAGCUGGCCCCAGUUUGGUGGAGGAAACUUCGGCGGUAAUUUACACGGACGUUUCGCCUUCGACAAAUUUCCCGACAUAGAGGGUGGAAAGGGCCAACAAGUGAGUAGUGGAGUGAGUUGCACUUAUAACAAAGAGGGGAAAGAGAAGUGUACCCAUCAUAGAUAUAAUAAGAACAAAAACUAGUGAUCAUAAGGCUUUUAGUCAGUGAUGCGUUGUGUUUAACAUAUUAAAAAUAAACUUUUGAACAAAGGAAAAAUGUAAUAUUACCAGUAAUAGUGAGAAUAAAUCUGGUUGUUAUUUUAA
Messenger RNA from Toxorhynchites rutilus septentrionalis, 610 nucleotides. RefSeq lists its product as uncharacterized. The transcript has a single exon. NCBI's taxonomy places the organism in Eukaryota, Metazoa, Arthropoda, Insecta, Diptera, Culicidae. The record is from RefSeq and is a predicted model, not a curated record. Bases 50 to 490 code for a protein of 146 amino acids.